CGCAAAAGUUACUAUCAACAGGAACGCCCAGCGGCGCACUGAUCACUGGUCGCCUUCUCAAACACCCCCCCUCUAAAUAAGAGACAAAACACAUUCCACUUCGAUCUUCCCUCGCGGACCAAAAAGGAACAGGAGACACCCGCUCAUUCCCUGGCCCCACCCUUACGAAGGAACGAGCAAAGGGUUGUGUGAACCGUGUAGUACAGGGUUUUAGACGUCUGUGGGGAGUUUCUGUUCCAUAGAGGAAAGGGAAGACGGACAAAGGACACAUUUGCUUCCAUUUCCGACUCCGUAGACAUUCUUCUCUGCGGUUUUUCACUUUCUGGACGGAGCUGAGAGCGAGCUUGACAUAGAUAGGACUUUGAAGAUAGACGGUGGAGUCGAGCGCUUCCUACCCACGUCAAAACGGGGCUAGGAACAGGCCUCCGCACUCCCCUCGACAUUACAUCGCACUCACAAUCAGCACCAAUCAACUUCGCCCACCAUGUCGUGCUGCGGCAGCGCAAAGUGGAAGCGCGAGCAAAUCGAAGACCACAAAUUCGACCUCCUCGACGUCGAAGACUUUGUCGACAACUCGCUCUGGUCCCAAGUCCGCUACUCCUUCGUCUUCGUCAUGACACUCAAAUCCGUCCUUCUCUACAUGUUGGAUCUGGGAACCGUCAUCCUGCUCAUCACAAACGUCAUUACCUCGAAGGGCCACCAGGCCUGUGCGUCCGCCGCCAAUUUCCUUGGUGACCCGGAUGCCGACCCCUGUGCGCCGCUCAAGGAUACGCAGAACUUUUUGGAUUUCCCGAUCGAGGGGCAUAUUCGGUUUGCGCUGAUUUUGUCGACGACUGUGCUAUCGUACUUGUUGUUGGCGUGGGAGUGGAAGAAGGGGAUGGCCAUUGUAAAGUCGAAGGAUAUCUCGUAUGCGUUUACGAAUACCGUCGCUUAUAGGUACUAUGUCGUUCGAUCGUACGGCCACUUCUGCCUCUUCACGACUAUCGAAGGCACGAGGCGGAUGAUCGAUGAGCUGGCGUUCUGGGUCUUCUUCACCUUCCGCGGCUGGAAACGUCUCUUGCUUUCCGAUUUCCCUCGUCAAUUCCUCAACUUCUUGCUCAUCUGGGAGGUGUUUUCACAAACCAUGAAUUACUAUACGGAUCCGAAAGUCGUCAAUGCGGAUUUUCGCGGCUUUUGCGAAUCGGAAAAUCCCAACGUCCCCUGCGUCUUCAAGAACAGGAAGAACCUUUCGACCAUGAAUGCCUUCACAAUCUCCGCCAAUUACAUCCUCAUCAGUGCAUCCGCGUGGAAGACUACUUCCCCGUCUUUCAUUCGGACGCCGUUGAUCUGGACGUCCAUGAUCACGGUGUUGAUCUGGUCCAUCUCGUUCCUGAUGACGAUUGUCGCUGCUCUCAUUUAUAUCCCGCUGUUGAUGAAGAUUCGUGGGAAUCUGAAGGAAUAUUGUUGCCAUAAAGUGGACAAGAGAAUCGACGAGAUCCUCAAGAAAAAGUCCCGCAAGCGCGCCGAGGCAGCCCGCAAAAAGGAAGAAGACGACCUGAAAAAGUACGGCAAGUCCUCUGGGCCCCGCCCGACGCUCCCGACCGUCGACCUGGACGUCAUGUCCAACGCCAACUACUCCUCCUCCGGCUACAACGACUCGGGCAGCACGCUCUACCGCGGCGACAUGGGGACCGCACUGUACGACCAGAGCUACGCGGCCUUACCCCCGCCGCCAGGGCCCGGAAGCGCGUACGGCGGGAGUAAUGGCGGCAGCAGUAGCCUGCACGGCUCGCAAGCGUAUGGCCGUCGUCAGCCGUCGCCGUUACCGCCCAUGCCCAACCCGUACGUUCGUGCGCUGGCGCACAAUGCGCCCGGGAGUGGGGCUGGAUACGGUGGCCAGCCCGUGCAGGAGAUUCGGGUGGGGGAUUCGAUGUACGAUCAGGCGGAUAUGGCGUCGGAGUAUGGAGGUAGUCAACCUGCGAGCCAUUACAGUGGUGGGAACGCGGGAGGGCCACCUGUGUCAGCGGCGGGAAGUGGGUUUGCACCGCCCAUGAACAACAACUAUGCGCAUCACCCGCAUCCACAGCCCCACCCAGGCCAACACCCGGGAUACUACCGCAGCAUGACCCCCCAGCAGCAGACCCGCUCGCCAUCGCCAUACUACGCCAACUCAUCCGGCGCAGGUAGCGGUAGCGCACCCGGCUCAGCAGUCCCAGCACCCUUAUCGGCGGCGGGAUCCAACGUCGACCGAUACGCCAUCCCCCCACCGUCGUCACACCUCGCGCACGAAAUCCACGACGACCGUCAUCACAACGGCGGUCACGACGAGGACGAUUACGGAUACGAUCAACGGAGCGAGGGAUACACGGGUGGUAGUGGGCGGCCAGCUCACCAUCAGUCGGUGUACUCUGACUAUGCGUAUGGGAGCUAUGCGGGUGGAGCGCCGGAGUAUGGGGAGUACCGGGAGGCGGAGCAUCCGAGGGAGCAGGGAUAUGGCAGGCGGUAGGGAGUGGGACUGGACUUGAACUUGCGUAUGUAGAGUUUUACGGCGUAUUGGUGUUAGACGACUUCUGCCCCAUCAAUUUCCCUCCUUUCAACAUUCAUCUUUCACUUCUUUUCCCCCACACAUACAUAUCCGCUUUGAUCAACACUCAUUCCACCCCUCGUUCUUCUGUUUACUCUGAACGGGAUCUGUACUCUCCCUUGUCCUUUUGUAUAUAAUGAAUCAUAUGAGGUGUGCUUACCACACGG
Fimicolochytrium jonesii is the source of this 2730-nucleotide messenger RNA. RefSeq lists its product as uncharacterized. Lineage: Eukaryota; Fungi; Chytridiomycota; Chytridiomycetes; Spizellomycetales; Powellomycetaceae. The transcript has 3 exons. Gene Ontology annotation, biological process: potassium ion transmembrane transport. The record is from RefSeq and is a predicted model, not a curated record. Gene Ontology annotation, cellular component: plasma membrane. Bases 485 to 2485 code for a protein of 666 amino acids. Gene Ontology annotation, molecular function: potassium ion transmembrane transporter activity.